GCGCGACACGGUCGCCGCCACGUGCUUUUUACUCGCACAUAUCCUCGCUCGCCGUACGCGCGCGACAAGCAAAGAGUUAUACACGUAUAGUAUAGUAGAGAGAGAGAGAGAGAGAGAGCAGCAGCUGCGAUAGUGAGCACAGCAGCAUUUGAAUCGGCCCGCCGCGGACGCACCUGCGCAGCUAAGCGCUCGGCUCGGGCAUAGCUAUCGCACGCGAGAGAGAGAGGAUUCUCUCGCGGUGCUCCGAGACGCGCGCACUCGCCCGGCUGCUGUUUGUGCUCGCCGGUGUGUUUACCGUUGUCUGUGUGCUCCUCCUUUUUACACCAGUGCGACAUUCCCUGACUGUGUGCGCGUUGCACCUUCCACGUACUGCAUGUGUGACAGGGAUCGAUGCGUGGCGCCUUGGUGCACGUAGGCGCAGCAGGAUUAUCGCCGACUCCAGAGUGCAGAUCAGUGCGAAAGUGCAUCGUCUGAUCGAAAACAAAAGUCGAACAAGCCGGCAGUGAUAAAAGUCUCGUUAGCGUCAGCCGUACGACUACUGCAAGCGCUGCUGCACAGGGUAUUCGAUUGGCUCCGGGCGCGCCACCUGCGCCGGCUGAUUCCACGCACGGGAUCUCCCCUCUCUCGCGGACGUGCGCGCGUGUGCCGGAGGAGCUUCUUUAUCUUCGAAGCGCCUAGUCUCGUUCUCAUCCUGCUGACGGGAAUGACUCAAUAUGUCGCCUAAUUUCAGAGGAUCUUUGCCGCCGCUGCUUCUACUGCUGCUGCUGCUGCUAUGCGCUGCCGCGAGAGCCAGUCAGGAUUUCUUCGGAGAUAAAAAGGAGACGGAGUUCGACCUGCUGGAGGCGGCCGUGUCGCUGAUCGAUGACAAGAACCUCUACUUGACCGACGGCUACGAUGGCUUCAUGUCUUUCGGCUUCCGUCCGGGAUCCGAGGUCAAGCAGCCCUACCGGAUGUACCUGCCGGAGAAGCUGCCCUCGGAGUUCACCCUCGUCGCCUCGUUCAAGCCGUUCUCGGCGAAGAACAGCUACCUCUUCGCCGUACUCAACCCCUUCGAGACGGUCGUUCAGCUUGGCAUCCGCAUUUCGGACGGCCCGUCGACGAACCAGAACAUAUCCCUGAUCUACACCAACUCGGACAUGUCGACGGUCUCGGACGAAGUGGCCAAGUUCACGGUGCCCCGGCUGGUAAAGCGCUGGUCCAAGAUCGUGAUUCGGGUCACUCCGAACGAGGUCAUCCUCUACCUGAACUGCCACGAGAUGGCUCGGCAGAAGGUCACUAGGAUUCCGCUGGAGCUUGUGUUCGAUACAGCCAGCACGCUCUACAUCGCCCAGGCCGGACCUCACAUUCAAGAGAAGUACGACGGCCUCUUGCAAUCGCUCAAGCUACAUCUGGGCUUCCCUCAGGACCUCGUCAAGUGCAACGAAGAUUUCGAUUUCUAUUCAGGAGGAGACGGCUCUGGGGAUCACGAGUUGAUCAGCGGCUCGGGAGAAAUCGAUCCCGACGACGUACCUAUAGCCAGAGGCGACGACGAGGUCGAAAGCGAGGAGGUGAAGCCUCCACCCCUCAUAACACCGCCGCCGCCAAACCCAAACAGCAAGGAGGUAACGAAGGGAGAAAAAGGCGACAAAGGCGAGAAGGGCGAGAGCGUGAGAGGUCCGCCGGGACCGCCCGGCACAAGCUACGAUCUUAACGAUGAGGAAUGGAUAGCAAAGUUACCAGAAGGUCCACCCGGACCCAAGGGUGACCCAGGCGACUGCAGCUGCAAUGCGUCGGCCUUGCUCACCUCGUUCUCGAUGCCCAAGCUGAUGCACGGAGAAAAGGGCGAGCCUGGAACGCCUGGAAAAGAGGGAAAACAGGGACCACUUGGACUGACGGGCGCGGCAGGACCACCAGGCGAACGGGGUCAGCCAGGGCCUCAAGGCCCAAAAGGCGACAAGGGCGACUUGGGCAACACUGGUCCGGAAGGUUCCCAAGGCGAAAAGGGCGAGCCUGGCCGCGAUGGAGCUCCAGGCGAGAAAGGGGCCCAAGGCCCACCGGGCCCACCCGGAAAGGGUGAAUUCGCCGGUUACGACCCCAGCUGGAAGCCUCGAGCGAUCUACAGGACGGAGGGUUACGCCAUGCGUCCCGGACUUCCAGGACAGAAGGGCGACGACGGGAAACCCGGGCAUCCGGGUCCUAAAGGUGAGCCAGGCGUGCACGGAGCCAAGGGCGACAAGGGCGACGCUGGUCACAAGGGUAUGAAGGGUUUGCACGGGAAAGAGGGUCCCAGGGGUGUUCAAGGCGUGAAGGGUGAACCUGGCGCCCCUGGUGUGCCCGGUCUUCCUGGAGCCGUCGGUGAGGUCGGCCGUACCGGUGACAAGGGGGCCAAGGGCGACAUGGGUCCUGAGGGCAAAACUGGACCCGCGGGACCACCGGGACCACCUGGACAUGGUGGUGUCAGCGUCAGUGACGUCGUCGGCCCUGGCCGAGGUCAAAAAGGAGAGCCUGGCGAGCGUGGCUACAAGGGCGAUCUCGGACUCAAAGGCGAAAAGGGCGACAAAGGUGACUUCGGGCCCGCCGGUGUGCCCGGUAUCAACGGCAUUCAGGGGCCUCAAGGCGACAAGGGAGAACCCGGCAAGGACGGCUCGCCAGGUUUCCCAGGUACGCCAGGCAUGAAAGGCGAACGUGGUGAGAGGGGCCCACCGGGUGCAACGACGAUCGCGGGCACUGGAGACUACGUGACUAUCAAGGGUGAACAGGGAGCCAUGGGACCCAUGGGUAAACGCGGCCGCAGGGGUAGACCCGGUCCACCCGGUAACGAGGGCCCACCUGGUCCGCCGGGCCCCGAGGGGCCCCCUGGCAAACCUGGUAUCAAUGGCGAGAUCGGACUGCCCGGAUGGAUGAACAACAUGAAGGGUCGACCCGGCACGCCUGGAAUACCCGGCCUUUCAGGAUCAAAAGGGGAGAAAGGAGAGCCCGGAGCUCCAAGUCCUUACGGCUCGGCGCACGGCAUAAAGGGCGACAAAGGCGCGGACGGCUUCCCGGGUAUUCCCGGGGCGCCAGGCAUGCGUGGCCCUCCGGGCCCAGCGGGUCCACCGGGAGUGCCCUCACAGGGCAGCUACAUACCGGUGCCCGGGCCGCCCGGUCCACCUGGACCGCCUGGACCGCCUGGACCUGGUAUCGGCAAGAGCCACAUAUACGGCGAGCGAGAUUACUACGGCUCUAGGCAAGGACUGAGGAGCAGCAUGGACGAGUUGAAAGCUCUGCGAGAGCUUAAAGAACUGAAGGAACUUAAGGAGCAUCUGGGUGCUAACGCUGCAGCGACAAGGGGGCCUUUAGAAACUACAACGAAAAUUGUUCCAGGAGCAGUGACAUUCCAGAAUACAGAAGCAAUGACAAAAAUGUCGGGUGUUAGUCCUGUUGGCACACUCGCUUAUAUCAUAGACGAGCAGGCGUUACUAGUUAGAGUCAAUAACGGCUGGCAAUAUAUUCCACUGGGAACAUUGCUGCCGAUAACCACGCCUGCGCCGCCGACAACUGCAUCGCCACCAGUUAAUCCGCCAUUCGAGGCUUCUAAUCUGAUCAACCAGGUACCCGUAAAGGCAGACGGCACUAGCUGGUAUCCGAAAAUGCUGCGAAUGGCGGCGCUGAACGAGCCCUUCACCGGCGACAUGCACGGAGUUCGCGGGGCCGAUUACGCCUGUUACCGGCAGGCCAAGCGAGCCGGCUUGAAAGGCACUUUCCGAGCCUUCCUCAGCUCGCGAGUUCAGAACGUCGAUAGCAUCGUCAGGCUUGGUGACCGCGAUCUGCCCAUCGUCAAUGUUAAGGGUGACGUUCUUUUCAAUUCCUGGAAAGAAAUGUUCAACGGCAACGGAGCCUACUUCUCUCAGAACCCACGAAUCUACAGUUUCAACGGCAAGAACAUACUCUCGGACUUCACAUGGCCACAAAAGGUAGUCUGGCACGGCUCGCACACCCUUGGCGACCGAGCAAUGGACACGUACUGCGACGCUUGGCAUUCGGGCAGUUCCGACCGCUACGGUCUCGGCUCACCCCUAACCGGUGGUCGUCUCCUGGAACAGGUUCGUUACUCGUGCGACAACAAGUUCGCCCUGCUCUGCAUCGAGGUGACGAGCGAACAGACCAAGCGACGUCGACGUCGACGUUCCCUCGACGAAGACGAGGACGAGGAAGAGGAGGACGUCGACGAGGAGGACGAGAGUCUCCUGACCGAGGCUGAAUACGCCGAGCAACUGCGCCAGCUUUUUCACGCCGAUUGAGCUGGUCGUACUACUUACUGGACGAUAAAUACGUCGUUUGCGUAAUGAGGGAUGUGUAUCUGUGCCAGUGCGUAUGUGUGCACGCGUGUGUGUGUGGUGCGAAUAUAGGGACGAGGGAUAAGGGAGGUUACUGUAUGGGUGUGUGCGCAAGUGUAAAUAUGUCUUACUGCAUAUCGGAGGCUCGAGGCCGACCCUUUUUUAAUUAUUUCGAUUCAUUGUUUUGAGGUGACAUGAGGAAGCUAGUUGGGAAAUUUUAGGUACUCUAACAUUAUUGACCGGAUGCUUAUGCUCUGCGAUUACGAGAUCGUAUCGUUAAAAGAGACCUUGUACGUAUCUACUUUGAUGUUUCAUUCUGAAUUGAGAUUUAUGCAUUAAGUGACCGAUCGAUAUAUGGGAUACGUUUAAAAUAGUAUUUCUGAACAAUGGAUUUCACACAAAGUUAAAUUAAUCAUUCAAACUGACAGCAUUCUUUUAUGAGAAUCGAUCCUUGUGGCGCAGUGCCACGACAUCUAUAAAAAUAACAUUCGAUCAUUGUUUUAAAGAAGCCGAUAUAAGCACGUAUAAACAUAGAAUAUUAGAACAGCUUUUGCUAACUCAUUCCUUCAGUUUUAUCUCUAAAGACUGAUCGUUAUAAAUAUCUAAAAGGGUAAUUGCGUUCCGUUAAAGGUGGAAUUUAUACAUGAUUAUCGAACUACUUAAACUAUGCGUUCGGAUCUAAUAAUGUUUAAUUAGCAAAGUAAAUUUUUUCAGAGUUCAGUUUGCGAAGUGUAAAACAAUAAAUCCCUACUAAAUUACUUCGACUAUAGUUCGCGUAGAUCAAUUUAAAAUGAAGUGCGGUUAAAAACCAUUAUGGGUAUUGUAUGGAAGAGAGCUUACCAAAGCUUAUCGUCUGAAACAAAAAGGUUGACUUUCUGUAUUUUUAAAUAUUCGCGGUACCGUCUGCACAAAUGAAGUAACGAUAUGUAGGUGUAUUCAGAAGCAAAUCAAACGAAUAAUCGUUCUAAAAUCUAUCACGAAGUAAUUCUCGACCAAAUUACUGACGACUGUAAAUUGAUAAUAAUCAUAUAUAAAUUCUUAAGGCCGUGAUUUAUCAUCUUAUUGACUUCUCAAUUGACAAAAAAAAAUCAAGCUCGCGCAAUUCUGAACCCAAUUUUAUAUAUAUACACGACUGCUGUAGUAUAAUUUCAGCUGUAAGAGAUUUCGGAAUGGCGCGAUGCUUUAUACGAUAUCUCAUUAAGUGUUUCCCUCGUCACGAUGAACGUCCAGUAGGUACUUAAACGCACUACUACGUCGAAGAAGAAAAAAAAUGAUUAAAAUGAAUUAAAAUAUAAAAAACUCUUGCCUCCUCUUUCCCCAUGAACACAUAUCUUGUGCAAAUCGUAACGUACUGUCUAGAAAAUAGUUACAACCUUCAUAGCUAAGUAAUCCACAAAGUAUCCCGGGUAAAAAACAAUACAUGUAUAAAUUACACUUAGGUUAUCUCAAUCAUAACGUAUUCAAGAUUAUUUGUAGGAUUCAGCAUCGACAGGUAUUUAAAAAGCAAUUUCCUUUGUUACAUCCACACGUAAACGUUUAAUAAGUCAUUUCGAAACAUAUCGAAUGCAAGCAGAUAAAAAAUUAAAUCUAACUACUAUAUAUGCGUACAUCCAAGUGUAUUUAUAUACAAUUUUUUACCCAGGCUGCAAAAUACGAAACCAUAUCCAUAUCAGCGCAUAUGAGUGUGUGUUAGAUGUUAAGGUACAACACGAUCUUUCGAUAAUUUUCUUCGUUAUAAAGAAUGCCAAUGUUAUCAAAGAGCAAUCGUCUAUGUUUAUAUACGAGACAUUCAAUUUAGACACAAUUUUUUUCGUUAAGAUAAAUAUUGAUGUGCGAGUUUUUAAGUUUUUAUAUUUGUAUGCGCGAAUGCGUUUUUUGAGAUGCGUAAAGCUUGUGUUUUUUUCAUUAAUAAUAUAAUUUAAGUAUGAUGCUAUAACUAAUUUUUGAAAAUGCUAUUGAGACUAAUCACGAUUCAGUACGAUCUUAUUUUCGUUUCAAAUCUAAUUUUACACGAAUGCGAGAUGGGCAUGAAUUAUAUACCAUAUUGACAUGUUUCUCAAUAGUCUGGCCUAAAUUGGAGUGAUGGUGUGCAAGAAGAUAUUGUAAUUUUUUAUACAUGUAACUGCCAAGAUCCAGUCAUUUUGUCGAUUUAUUAAGUCAAGCGUUCCGUUUAGCUUUACACCGAAAAUAAAUCGAAUCUAAGUCAAUGUUUAUAAUUAAAAAUGUAAUAUACUAACAUAUAUAUCAGUACUAUUUAUUUCCUUUUUUUCACGCAUUUCAGUGAUCAAUGAUGAGUUUAAAUGAUUAAAAAACAUUAUAAAAGUUAGAUAACAUGAUAUACUUGUUUUGAAACAAAACAUUUUUUUAUGUAUUACAUCAUUGGUAAUCUUUUACAAAUUUGAAAAAUAAAACCGUUAUGUAUUGUCAA
Nasonia vitripennis (jewel wasp) is the source of this 6723-nucleotide messenger RNA. It is a transcript of the gene Mp, whose product is annotated as collagen alpha-1(XVIII) chain. Bases 714 to 4259 code for a protein of 1181 amino acids. The record is from RefSeq and is a predicted model, not a curated record. The transcript is spliced from 26 exons. NCBI's taxonomy places the organism in Eukaryota, Metazoa, Arthropoda, Insecta, Hymenoptera, Pteromalidae.